AUGGAAAUAAGAGCUAUGAGUGCUGAUAACCAAGACCAAGUAGAGUCAAACCCUAUUGCUACCAAUUGGGUGCAAGGAAAAUCACAAAAUGAGCUGAUGGAGUCUCAAAUACAAGACCCUAUCAUAAAAAUUGUUAGGGAAUGGAAAGUUAAUAGUGAUGUUAAACCACAAUGGCAAGAAAUAUCUCACCUUAGUAAAAUACAUAAGGCAUACUGGGCUCAAUGGGACAGGCUUGUAGUUGUAGAUGGAAUUUUAUAUCGUAAAUGGAUCAAUACCAUUACCAAUACACAAAGUCUCCAAUAUAUUCUACCCCAUACCUUUAGACGUGAAGUGUUAAAACUACUACAUGAUGACCCUUUAGCUGGACACAUGGGCAUUAAACGAACUGGUGCUCGUGUGCGCCAUAGAUUUUAUUGGGUAGGCUACCAAACUUUUGUAGACAAGUAUUGUCAAAGGUGCAUUGAAUGCCAAAAACGUAAGGGACCAUCAAAGGGUACCAGGGCAUCAAUGAAAACCUAUGUUGUUGGAGAGACCAUGGACAGAGUUGCAAUUGAUUUAUUGGGACCUAUACCACAAACUUACAAUGGCAAUAGAUAUUUAAUGGUCAUUACAGACUAUUUUACUCGUUAUGCCGAGGCAUAUCCAAUACCAAAUAUAUUUGCUUCUACUGUGGCUGAUAAAAUGGUGACCGAAUUUAUAUGCCGUUACGGAGUACCCACUCAAAUCCAUACAGAUCAAGGUUCCCAAUUCACUUCAGAUCUAUUUUUACAAUUGUGUAAACUUUUACAUAUAGACAAAACUAGGAAUAGCCCCUUCCACCCACAAAGUUCUGGGUUGGUUGAAAGGUUAAAUGGCACAAUUGAAGAUAUGCUGAGCAAAGUAGUCUCUAAGAACCAAAGAGACUGGGAUACAUAUGUUCCAUUAUUAAUGCUGGCUUACAGAUCAGCCCCCCAUGAAACCUUAGGAGAAUCCCCAAAUAACAUGAUGUUUGGUCGUGAAGUUCACAUGCCCAUUGAUUUAAUUUAUGGUGUUCAAUCCCCUGAUGGUAAAUUAUCGAGACCAGAAUAUAUAGACCAAUUGACCAGUCGUAUGGACAAAGUGCAUACUGUAGUCAGGGAUAGAUUGGUGCAUGCCGCUGCUCGGCAGAAACGCAAAUAUGACCUCACCAGUAAAAAUUCUCAAUACAAAGUGGGAGACGGAGUAAUGUUAAGGGACUCAAAGAAAUAUAAAGGGCGAAGUCCUAAAUUUCAGUUCAAAUGGGAGGGACCCUUUACUACUAUGGAUGUACCAAUAUGGAACCAUCAGUGUGAGGAUUGUGGUAAGAGAUUUCCAACCUCAACCAAGUUAAAUAAACACAGACGCCAUAAUCAUGGAACUAAAAUACAGUGCCGGUACUGCCCCUGGACCUGUAGUGCUGAUGAUAAGUACCGCCUACGUCAACAUGAGACAUCCAGACACACUUAUCAUCAGUUCUAUCCAGGGGACACACCAAGACAUACAGGCAGCGUGAAGUCCUCAGUGGAAAGGGUGGAAAAGACUUUUCCAACAAGAAGCCAACCCACACAUACAUAUCCACCAUCCAGUAUCAGUCCUAGACAUUCAGAAGCUACAAUUCAGCAAAUUACUGAAUUGCUGGAUGAGCAGAUGCCUGAUUUUGCAGAGCUUCUGAAUGAGCCUAGGACACCUUCACCAAUGAAGAGGCUGAGAAAUGAUGAAACGACACCAACCCUAUCACCUACACUUUUUAUACCAUCGAACAUUCUUUUCAGCAAGUAUCUAGAACCCAUUUCACCAGAACCAUUUAAAGAUAAUCCAGUUAUGACUUAUUCUCCAUCAGACCAGCCUUUUAUUUCCAGACCAUCACCAUCACCAGUACCCGUAUCAUUAUCAUUACCUUCACAGUCAGAUGAAACACCUAUACCAUCAUCACCUAUAUACACACCGAUAGAUUUAACCAAAUCAGUUACACCCAUUAUUGUAGACCAGACUAAUGAGGAACCAAUGGACUUAUCGAUGAGUAGUAAAAAUUUGUUACCAACCACCUCCCCUGAACCACUACCACAACCAUCACCAUUGCCAUCACCUGUACCAUCAUCAUCAAAUGUACCAUCACCAUCACCAGUACCCGUAUUAUUAUCAUUGCCUUCACAGUCAGAUGAAACACCUUUAGACCUAUCAAAGAAAUCAGACAACAAAAUCCUUCCAGCUGAAAUUGAUUGUACUUUACCCACUAACCAGUGGAAGAAGCCGACUGAAAUCAAAGUGGAUCCUUCAGAUAAUAAUGAUGCAUCACUCGACCCAAGGCUGUUUUUCGCUGGAGCCCCAUCCUCUUAUAUGAAACACCCCCUAGCUAAAACACUGCAAGAGCAAAUCAAUCUAUGUAGGAAAACCCGUGCCUCUCGGUACCAGAGAAGGCUAAUACCAAUUGGUACCAGCCGGAUAAUGAAGGAGGAGAGAUGCUACCUGCCUGACGGUACAGUCUUGGAACUAAGGGACACUUGGACUGCCAAUUACACUGAGGAAUAG
Molecule: messenger RNA, 2526 nt
Organism: Mytilus trossulus (common blue mussel)
Lineage: Eukaryota; Metazoa; Mollusca; Bivalvia; Mytilida; Mytilidae
Exons: 2
Coding region: 1-2526 (841 amino acids)
Biological process (GO): DNA integration
Molecular function (GO): nucleic acid binding
Source: RefSeq, a predicted model, not a curated record